Molecule: messenger RNA, 3099 nt
Organism: Sitodiplosis mosellana (orange wheat blossom midge)
Lineage: Eukaryota; Metazoa; Arthropoda; Insecta; Diptera; Cecidomyiidae
Gene: Tsr1
Product: pre-rRNA-processing protein TSR1 homolog
Exons: 9
Coding region: 148-2565 (805 amino acids)
Biological process (GO): maturation of SSU-rRNA from tricistronic rRNA transcript (SSU-rRNA, 5.8S rRNA, LSU-rRNA); ribosome biogenesis; endonucleolytic cleavage of tricistronic rRNA transcript (SSU-rRNA, 5.8S rRNA, LSU-rRNA)
Cellular component (GO): preribosome, small subunit precursor; nucleus
Molecular function (GO): U3 snoRNA binding; GTPase activity; GTP binding
Source: RefSeq, a predicted model, not a curated record
GCUUGGAUACGACUGUCAUCCAAUGGAUAAACAUAACCUCUUAUUGGCCAUGUGUUAAUAAACACAAGUGUUUGAAUUGCAGUGGAUGUGUGUAUCAAGAACAGUUUGGAAACAUUUUUAGCUCUUUUGGGGGAUAAUUCGUAAAAGAUGGGUACCGAUCAGCAAGCGCAUCGGGCCGGUGCCUUGAAACAAAAGAAUAAAGUGCACAAAACGGGAAGACAUCGUUCGAAAGGUGCAAUCGACAAUGAAUUAAAAGGCAAAGCUUCGGUCAAAACAAUUACAAAGAAACAAAAAAAUGCGAUGACAAAGGAACAACGUCGUCAUCAAGCACUUCAGAUUCGCAAGAACAAAAGAGACGAGGUGAUGGAUAGAAAACGCUCGCUUGGUGGCUCAUCGUAUGCACCAUUUUUGGUUGCAUUGAUACCAUUGAAUGAACAAAUUGAUCCACAAUCGGCGCUUAGCAUUCUGAAAGCAUGCGAUCCAGAAGCUGUUGUGACAACAAGUCAAACGGGAACAACUCACAUCACAAUCCCUCGUUUCAAGCAGCGCUUUGCAUUCAUCAUACCACCAACUGGUGCUGGAAAUGAGCUGGCCGCAUUGGAUUGUCUCAAAGUGUGUGACACAACGGUGUUUCUGGUGUCGGCAAAUGUCGACGAAGAUGAUAUCUAUGGCAAAUGGGGCAAACGAUUCAUUAACAUGGCCAUUGCUCAAGGUGUUCCAACGCCAAUCAUAUCACUCAUGGACUUAGAAUCAGUGAUACCGAACCGUCGUGGAAAAACCAAGGCUGCCAUUCAGAAGUAUAUUCAACGCACAUUUCCAAUUGAGAAAAUCGUGAGCUUGGACACAAAUAGCGAAGGUUUCAAUUUAUUCCGACGCAUUGGCGGUCAGAAGAAGAAAAUUUUGCAUAACAAAGAUAAUCGGCCACAUUUGUUCGCUGAGAAUGUUGAAUACGUAGAAAAUGCCUCCGAUCCGAGUGCUGGUGUGUUGAAAGUGACUGGACACUUGCGUGGAAUCGCCCUAGAUGUAAAUGGUUUGAUACAUAUUCCAAAUCUAGGUGAUUUUCAAAUGUCACAAAUCGAUUUGGUGGCCGAUCCAUUCAGACAUGAUAAGGAUAAAAAUGAAGAGAGUCGUGUGCUGUUGCGUGCUACACCAUCGACACAAAAGUCUCUGCAACGUGAGAACAUACCCGAUGAAAUGGAUGCUGAACAAACGUGGCCAACGGAAGAAGAAAUCGCCCAUGCUCAAGCCGAAACGAAGAAAAGUAAAUUGAUCAAGCGAAUCCCAAAGGGUAUGAGUGAUUAUCAGGCGUGUUGGAUUCCGGAUAUCGAAGAAAAGGAAUGCAGCGACGAAUCGGAUGGUGACAGCGAUGACGAUGAUGAUGGCAUGGACGAUGAUGAAGACGAUUUCAUGUCGUGCAACAGCAAUCCUGAUUCGGCUGAUGAAUUUGAGAAGGAUGAUGACAACGCAGACGAAGAAUGCGUGUCUAUGGUACAGUCCGAAGUUCGUUUCAAUGACGAUAAGUAUGAUAUGGAAAUGGAUUUACAAGAAGAGCGUGAAACAUGGGAGAAAAUUAAGGAGGCUCGAUCGGAUAAAUUGUGGCCCGAUGAAAUUGACACGCCAUUGAAUAUACCGGCACGGUCACGUUUCCAGAAAUAUCGAGGUCUCGAAUCGUUCCGCACAUCACCAUGGGAUGUGAAGGAAAAUUUACCAGCCGAUUAUGCUCGCAUCUUCCAAUUUGUUAACUUUGAUCGCACAAAGAGACGCAUUUUGAAGGAAUACAAAGACGAUGUUGAUGGCGCCGAGCCUGGAUCAUACAUUACAAUCCAUGUGUCUAAUGUGUCGCUGGGACAAUGGCAACAAUGGAAAGCCAUUGAAGAUGCAAAUCCAACUUUGAUCGUUUACGGUUUGCUGCCGCAUGAAAACCAAAUGUGUGUCAUGAAUGCCGUUCUGAAGCGAGCACCCGAUUCAACCAUACCCAUUAAAUCGAAAGAACGUCUCAUUAUUCAAUGUGGCUACAGGAGAUUUAUUGUCAAUCCCAUAUUCAGUCAACACACAAGCAGCGAUAGACAUAAGUAUGAACGAUUCUUCAGGCCCGAAGAAACGGUUGUUGCUAGUUUUUAUGCACCAAUUCAGUUCCCGCCAUCGCCCAUUCUGUGUUUCAAGGAGAAUCCAGACACUACAUUGCGUCUUGUGGCCAAUGGUAUCUUGUUGUCAUGCAAUCCAGAUCGAGUGAUAUUGAAGCGUGUCGUUCUUAGUGGUCAUCCAUUGAAGAUUAACCGAAGAACAGCCACAAUCCGUUAUAUGUUCCACAACAAAGAAGAUAUUGAAUACUUCAAACCGGUGAAGCUUCGCACACGUUGCGGUCGUCUUGGUCACAUCAAAGAAUCUUUAGGUACUCAUGGACAUAUGAAAUGCUUUUUUGAUGGUCAAUUAAAAUCGUUCGAUACGGUGUUCAUGUAUUUGUAUAAGCGGGUAUUUCCAAAAUGGACCUACGAAGAUUGCAUAGUGUCGGUGCGAGAUGAAACCAAUACAGCCACACAAAAUGACACCGAAAUGAUUGAAUAAAUGUAGAGAAAAUAUUGUCUGUAAAACAAUUUGCUUUUUCCAUUCACGAGUGGAUUAAUGUAAAGUUUUUGUUAAAUAAAUAAUUUCAAAGUGUUAUUUGAAAAAUUGUAUAAAAAAAAUUUAUUUUCAUGCAUUUUUUUUAACAAAUUUAUUUUAUUAUCAAAAUUCGAGUUGACAUGAAACACUUAUAAUCAUAAUAUCAUACAAAUAAUACCAUCUAUCGCCCAGAAUAUAUUCACCUAUCAUUUCGGAAAAGAAUUUUGCCAAACAAGAAUAAUAAAACAGAAUAAAACAGAACGGAGCGGAAUGGACUGUUUUUAUCGACAAAUUUCAACAAAGUUCAAACUGCAGAUGAUGUUUGGAUUUCAUUUUAAUUACAUUUGAUGGCGCCGAUAGUCAAUUGAGUACGCAGCGUCAAAGCACUCACACAUACAAACACCUUUUUGUAUACCAUGGUAAACAAAAACAAACAAACAAACAAAAUUUGAUUGGAAACAAAUAAUCCGUCUGAAAUAUAUUUGUAUUUUGUGCAGA